AUGAUACCCAGAUAUACGUGGAGGGACCAAGAUAACGAGGAGCAACAGCCCUGGCUGCAGGAGGAGGAGCUAGCAAGCUUGGUUGCUGCAAGAAAAUCAGCCCAGUUCGGCCGCUUCGCCCGCGUCUUCCCGCUCAAGGAGUGGGGUUACCAGCCCGAGCCCGCGCGCUACCGGGAGGCCGUCGGCUGGCUGGAGCUGGCGGCCGGGCUGCUGCUGGCCGUGGGGCCGCAGCUCCUGCAGGAGAUCAGUAACUUCGUGCUCUCCGUCGUCAUGAUGGGUGCCAUCUACACCCUGCUGGUGCUCAAGGAGCCCCUGGCCAUGUGCGCCCCGGCCACCGUCUGCCUCGGCCUCCUGCUGCUGCUCAACGUGCGCGGCCGCGCGGCCCCUGCCAAGCGCAAGUUCGAGUGACCCCCCGAAACGCGCCUGGGACGUCGCUUGGUGCAAGGCGCCUUGCGGCCCCUGCAGCCCGCAGCGGGGCUGGCUCUGUGGGCUGGGGGGCUGGCCCCGCUCUGGGGGACUCUUGCAUUUUUUUAAUAAAGCCUCUGUUUUUCA
Molecule: messenger RNA, 552 nt
Organism: Nothoprocta perdicaria
Lineage: Eukaryota; Metazoa; Chordata; Aves; Tinamiformes; Tinamidae
Gene: TMEM35B
Product: transmembrane protein 35B
Exons: 4
Coding region: 1-408 (135 amino acids)
Source: RefSeq, a predicted model, not a curated record